Corylus avellana is the source of this 387-nucleotide messenger RNA. RefSeq lists its product as uncharacterized. Lineage: Eukaryota; Viridiplantae; Streptophyta; Magnoliopsida; Fagales; Betulaceae. The record is from RefSeq and is a predicted model, not a curated record.
AUGAAACAAGCUGGUGACAAGAGAAAGCUGCAACUAAAUGAACUUGAGGAAUUGAGGCGUAAUGCAUAUGAGAACGCCAAGCUUUACAAGGAAAGAACCAAGGCGUAUCAUGAUAAGCAACUGGUCAGGAUGGAGUUUCAUGUGGGACAGAAGGUGUUAAUCUAUAAUUCGAGAUUAAGACUCAUCCCUGGUAAGCUUAAGUCUAGAUGGUUUGGUCAUUGUGUUGUCACCAAAGUGUUUCCUCAUGGAGCUUUGGAGGUUCAUAGUCCAGAAGAAAAUCAGACAUUCAAGGUGAAUGGACACAGAGUAAAGCCAUAUCUUGAAUUGAUAUUGGUAUCAAGAGAUGAAGAUUUGGCACUCCAGUCUAUCCAAUAUGCAGCACAAUAG